Neoarius graeffei (lesser salmon catfish) is the source of this 5419-nucleotide messenger RNA. It is a transcript of the gene tfe3a, whose product is annotated as transcription factor binding to IGHM enhancer 3a. NCBI's taxonomy places the organism in Eukaryota, Metazoa, Chordata, Actinopteri, Siluriformes, Ariidae. Gene Ontology annotation, molecular function: RNA polymerase II cis-regulatory region sequence-specific DNA binding; DNA-binding transcription factor activity, RNA polymerase II-specific; protein dimerization activity. The coding region runs from base 435 to 2096 and encodes 553 amino acids. Gene Ontology annotation, cellular component: nucleus. The transcript has 10 exons. The record is from RefSeq and is a predicted model, not a curated record. Gene Ontology annotation, biological process: regulation of transcription by RNA polymerase II.
CUACUUUUGUGGAUCUCAUCGGCUGGAUGAGUCAUUUCAAGCGAAGGCUUUGGAGCUCAGAGCUGGUCAGACAUUUAAGAAAUUGAAAGUUGAUUAAAAGGGACAAAGUUAGCUAGCUAGCUAACUAGUUGAUGUGUUGUUUUGAAGCUAGUUAGUAGAGCUAAUUAGCUAACUAGCUAACUGUUUUGUUUUUCUGGAAGUCUAGCAACAGUGGGCUUGGUAGCAGUCGUGUUGUUUACUUCUGUCUUGUUCAUUUUAAAAAAAAAAGAAUUUUUGUCAAACAAACGAGAAGCAGCUUGAAAAUUUUUAAUAUUAAUCGCUCUAACAGUGCAGCUGAACAGCUGUUUAAAAAUAGUAAGGUUUCUGAAUAAGUGUAAAGGGGUUUUUAGAGUAAUCAGGAACAGGAGCACAUUUUGUUCCGAGUUUGUGGAGAAAUGUCUUUAAAAACUCAGCAGCAGGGGGAAGAAAAGGACAAUCCGGAUCUUCAGAAGAGCCUCAGACAGGUUGAGCUACCUGGAGAAGAACCUCAGACUGUCUUUGUCAUCCUGGAUUCAUCUGAAUCUCUCAGUUUGCUCAGAGUGGAACCACUUUUACCCGAGUCAGGAAUCGUCGCUGACAUUGAGGUGGACGGCGUCCUCACGUCUGAUUCAGACACCUUUUAUCAGCUCAAGAGUCAGCCCAUUACAGCCAGUGACUCAGUUGCCCCCGCUGCUCCUGCUGUGACCCUGAGCACGACUGCCAUGUCCUCACGGGUGUUGAUGAGGCAGGAGCUGAUGAGGCAGCAGGCGCAGGACCAGGAGAGGAGAGAAGCCCAGCAGCAGGCUUCCAGCGCUCAGCUUCGGCCCGUUGACUCCACUCCCGCCAUCUCCGUCUCCUCGUCUCUGCCCAACGCUCGCCCGACAACCACGCAGGUCCCCGUGGAGGUGCUAAAAGUUCAGACUCACCUGGAAAACCCGACGAAGUAUCACAUCCAGCAGGCUCAGAGGCAGCAGGUGAAGCAGUACCUCUCCCACACCCUCGGCAACAGAGUGGCCAGCCAGCUAGCCAUGUCGCCUUCGCCCCAAUCAGGCUCCGCCCCCGAGCUGGCCCCAGCCGCCAGCAGCACUCCCAGCAGUCCCCUGGCUGUGCUGAGUCUCGGCCCCAAUAAAGAGGAGAUCGAUGGCGUAAUUGAUGACAUCAUCAGCCUGGAGUCCAGUUUGAACGACGAGUUCAUGACUAUGAUUGACACCGGCCUCCAGCUGCCCAGCACGCUGCCAGUCUCAGGAAAUCUCCUGGAUGUGUACAGCAGUGCCGGGAUGACCACGCCCACCAUUACCGUCAGCAACUCCUGUCCUGCAAACCUGCAGAAUGUUAAGACGGAGCUGACAGGUACUUCUUCAAUGUAUGCUGAGGCUAAAGCUCUCAUCAAGGAACGGCAGAAAAAAGACAACCAUAAUCUCAUCGAGAGGAGGAGGAGAUUCAACAUCAAUGACCGCAUUAAGGAACUGGGAGAGCUCGUACCCAAAUCCAGUGACCCCGAGAUGCGCUGGAACAAGGGCACCAUCCUGAAGGCGUCGGUGGAUUACAUCCGUAAGCUGCAGAAGGAGCAGCAAAGGGCGAAAGAGAUGGAGCAGAAGCAGAAGAAGCUGGAGCACACCAACCGAGCGCUGCUGCUCCGCAUACAGGAGUUGGAGAUGCAGGCUCGUCUCCACGGCCUCGCUCCCUCUCAGCUUUCCGAAUCCAUCAUCAGCCAGCAGCAGCAGCAGCAGCUCACAUCUCUGCAGUCCAGCGCUGAGCCCGUCUCCAAAACACUCCUCACUCUGGGCGGCCCAACAUUAAACCACACCCACGUCUCCUCUUUACUCUCCCCUCCCCCUUCUGCAUCUCCAGUGGGUGGGGCCAUGACCGUCCCACUGGACCUGGGAACUCUGACCUUCGGCGAGCUGGAUGAUCACGCCUCGUCCAUGUUCAGCCCCGGUCUCAUGGCCGGAGAAAUGGGCUUGGGCGAUAUUCUCAUGGAUGACACCGGCGCCGACCCCCUGCUGUCCUCCAUCUCACCCGGAGCGUCCAAGACCAGCAGCCGCAGGAGCAGCUUCAGCAUGGAGGAGGAUUUGUGAUGGACGUGAUUUCACUUUUGUGUGAUUUGAUGCUGAUUAGCGGGCUCCGUUAGCCGAACUGAGUUAACACAAGGCCUGACGUCUCCAUUCCUGCUUGUGCAUGUUGCAAAGCUGGCCAAUAGAGGGCAGUGUAUCCUGAGGUCAAUUGUCAUUGUAAUUGUAGUACUGUUUAAAAAAAAAAAAUCAACAUGCAGCAUGGCUCUGACUCCUGCGCUGACUGAGACGCACUCUACAACUUUUACCUCGGCAUUUUAGGGGUACUGGAGUUUACAAAGGAUUGUAGGGGCGGAGCUGUUAAGAUGACCACGUAUGAUGCAAGCAGAUGUGCGUAGAUUUUUUUUUAAGGAUUCUAAGCAGCUGUUUUAAGGUUUCAUGUUUGUCGUUCUGCAUUAGAAGCAGGAGUAGGCAUUUUAUAUUUGUGCUCACUGACCAAGCAAACAACACAUUUUAUCAGAUACACUUUUUUUUUUUUUUUAAACCGCACCCUACCCAUCCCCUUUCUCCCAUCUCUCCUCAAAAAACACUCAUUUCUUACAAAGACAACAGCGCCGUAUAGCUGUGUAUACAGGCUUUUAUGAUGUGCAUAAAAAGAGCUGAUUAUUUUUAACUUAUGAACCGAUUAUAUUUACUGAACAAUAAGCAGCACUGUAUUGUAAGACACGCCCUAGUUAAUUCGUGGUUAAAGGAAAUAAUUGACUAACACACAGACUGUUUAUAUUAUGUGGACACGAGUGUUUUAUUAGGAAAUGCGCCACUCGUAUUUUUCAUCCGGGACAUGGAGAACCCAAACCGUGACAAAUCUCUAUACAUCACUCGUGAGGAAUUGUUUUGGGUUCUUUUUGUGCGUCAGCGUGUCGAUAUAAUAAGAAGGAAAUCACUCGUUGGCUUGACGAUAUGAAGUUUAUCUUCUCGUGUCGGAAAGCUCGCAUUUUUCAUACGAAAUACUGUACAUUGUGGAUCUGAGUGACUGACUUAUUUAAGUUAUUCCACAAAAUCAAGUCGUACAUGAACUGAUGGCCAACUUGGUGCUACGUGCCUCCUUGGCUGUCGGAGCAUGUAUGACAAGAUUGAGUGGAAUAACUGUUUUAUUCUAUCCACGUUCACUGGAGUUUGAGAAACGGAGCAUUUUUAUUUUUUGCAAACUCGAUCAAUACGAACUUUUAUACAAAAUUUCCGCUUAGAAUGUAAACAAACCAGCGAAAUGACGGGAACAAUUUGUGAAAAAUGUUAAGAUUCGUUCUUACCAUCAAAUACUUUUUUUUCCAUUUUUUUUUUUUUUCAAGUAGAGUUUUUAUUUCAUCCUCGGUUGGUUCAGCAACAUGCUCCACCAUUUUUGUUUUUCUCUACUCACGGUAUAUGAGCUGAUAUCCUAGUAAUAAAGUAGCCAAUCAGAGUGCACGAUUGUUCAUAUCCAGUGAAUGUGGAUAGAAUAAUUCCUGAUAUUUCACUCCGAUGAGGUCACUCCCAAUGUUUUAUCGCUGACUCGACACGCGUUGUCAAAAUGGCAAACCGGAUCAAAAUUGAAAUUCUUUUGAUUAACUUGCGCUUUUUUUCUUGUGGAUGUGUCCAUAUAAUAUAAAGAACAUUUUACACGGUGGUGCAAAGAUAUGAAGUUUAUCUUCUCGUGUUGACAGAUAUCGCUUCGCUCACUCAUGAUGUAUACAUUCGCCACUCGAAGAUAAACUCCAUAUCUUCGUGCCAUUGUGUAAUAUCCUCUGUGUGUGUAUAUAUAUAUAUAAAUACGUAGAGAGAGAGAGAGAGAGCGCUGCUUGUCUAAAGGCCCGUUUGGACGGGAUGAGUUUUCCAGACCCAUGUCUAUUUAGUAAUGAUUCAGUCAGCAUCUUAUUAUGCAGAAGGACAUCUUUUGACCUUUUAUCAUGACCGCUUGCUGUAGAGAUCGUGUCCAUGCUUGACCGUUCAUAGGCUCAAUGUCUUCCACCAAAUAAUGAAAUAUAGACCAUAUUAUUCCAUUGGAUUGGUUUAGGGUGGCAGAAUGCUUCCGAUAGUGUCUCCAUGGUUUAAAAGAAAAACGCAUACAUACACCCUUCUUCCUACAGGACAUGAUGUAAUCUUUACCAUGUUGACUCAUUUGAAAUUAUUUCCUGGGGUUCUUCAUAGAGAUCAAGAGUUUGAGUAAAAGUGUACCUCAGAGACGACGAAAAAUGACUGACGGAUGACAGCGGGACACAAAUCCCAGAAAAUGAAGAAAUUCAUUUUAAACCCUGAUGUACAGUGUACAUAGAAGCAAUCGGACAUCGACACGCUCGCUGGAGCGACGUAUCGUCUAUGCAAAGAGUUUAACCAACACUAUAUGACGUAAACCCUUAGACACGGUCCUUCUGUUUUAAAAGGACAGUAAAGAUGGUGGGAAAUGUAUAAAAAUUAUCUAAAGCUAUAUUAUGAACAAAUGAAUAUUCUUUAUUUUACUGAAACUUUUUUUUUUAAUGUAGUUUAACUCAAGCUAAUCUUCAUAGUACAAAGUCUAAUCUAAAGCUGCGUCCAUGACUGGUGUCACAUUACAUCUUUCAGCUAUAAAGACAAGACAGCUACGUAGCCGAUGGAUUAAAUGUAUAUUUUGUUGUAAAUUGACGCCACCCUUACGACUAGGAUUUGAAGCUCAACAUUGAGACAAUCGAUUUCUCUACGAUGUUUAACUCUGAGAUUAAAAUAAUUUCUAUAUAAGUAGAUCCUGUUUUCAUUAUAAUGGUAAUAAUUACAUAACCCAACCUCCCCGUGUAGCACAACUGGACUCUCAAUUGGCUUUAUUUAGAUAGCGUCAGUAGCAUAUAGACAAUAAUUCACCUCCAGAUUUGGCAUGUUGGGGGGGGAAAUAUGGGAAGCUUUUCACUUCACAUCAUGCGUCAACUUUUAAACUUUUUUUUUUUUUUUUAAAGUGUUAUAAAAGUAAGCAGAACAGCAUUAGGUUAAUGCAGUAACUACUACUAACAUGUACAUUGUGUGUCUUUAUAACCUGCUUGAUGGAAAAAUGGAUGGCAUGUUGGUGUGUGAGCCAUCUUUAUGGGGGAGAAAGAAAGAAAGAAAAGCCAGCUGGUAAUGGUUUCCGUGAAGGAGAUGAAAACUAUAAUGAAGACGUACAGUAUGUCCAUGGUGCCUGAUGCAUCGUUUUAGAUUCAUUUCCACCUGAUUUAUGAAAGGGACAGUAGCUGUGUGUGUGUGUGUGUGUGUGUGUGUGGUUUUCUAUAAAGACGAAAUGAGUUCAAGAGGAUCCAUUUAAACCGCCAUCAGGAAAAUGAACAGCUUAAAGUGCCAUUCCACCAUUGGAUGUAUUCUUUGGCAUAAAAUACAAUAUAUUUUAUGACAAC